AUGCUCAAAACAAACGAAGUGUAUCUUAUUCCCGAAAUUUCUUGCGUCAUUGUUCUUACAGAACCUGAUAAAUUUCACAAGAUUAAAGUAUCAACUGCUCAAGAGAUAAUUGAUCGAAGUAUCAAACGAAAAUAUAAACGUCCUUUAAAAAAUUCGUAUAUGAUUUUUAUGAUUGAUUGUAGCGAAGCAUUCAAAGUUAAAAAAAAAAGAAGGAAAGAAAGUCGUGAAAAUUAUUUUUCAUCACUUUGGAAAAUCGCCUCGGAAAAAGUUAAAGAUGAAUAUACAAAAAUUUUUGAGGAUUAUAAGAGACUAAGACCAAAUGUUAUUGCAUUUCGACAAGCUGAUGAAGGUUCAUCAAAUCAACCAUCUGAUAAUACAAAUAACCUUGAUGAAGAAUAUAAACGUUUGUUCGAUGAAUUUAUCGAUAUACCCAUCACCGAACGGAAAAUGUGA
Messenger RNA from Rhizophagus irregularis DAOM 181602=DAOM 197198, 453 nucleotides. RefSeq lists its product as uncharacterized. The record is from RefSeq and is a predicted model, not a curated record. Lineage: Eukaryota; Fungi; Glomeromycota; Glomeromycetes; Glomerales; Glomeraceae.